AUGAAGGAUGUCGAAAGAGCUUUCGGAAUACUUCAAGCUCAAUGGGCAAUUGUUAGGGGACCUGCACAUAUGUGGCGUAAAGAACAACUUCAUUCAAUCAUGAUGGCGUGCAUAAUAUUGCACAACAUGAUUGUUGAGGAUGAGUAUCAGGAUCUAGAUGCAGAAUCUGAUGAUGAUGAUAAUUGUCCAUGA
Prunus armeniaca (apricot) is the source of this 192-nucleotide messenger RNA. Lineage: Eukaryota; Viridiplantae; Streptophyta; Magnoliopsida; Rosales; Rosaceae. The record is from the annotation of a GenBank genome assembly.